UCCGCUCGCCAUCCUCCUCCUCCUUCCUCUCUGUAUCUACUCAAAAGGAGCGCACGCAGGGAAUAAAAAGAAUCAUACAGCCACAGACACACACCAGCCAAUCCCAGCAGGCAUCCAACGCUAUCCAACCCUGCUCCGUUCCUCCCUUGUAUAAAACCCCCUGCCCCGCCAAGCCAAGCGCCAUCCAUCCCCUACCUCCAUUCCACCUCCAUCUCCUCUGUCUCAGAGAUCAUCAGCUAGCUGCAAUUCUUCUUCAGAGAUCACCCACCCUCGCCGACUCUUCUUGCCUGCUUGCAGAGGACGAUGCCAACGGCGCAGCUGCCGGCGCUCUCCGGCGGCAUCCUCUGAUCGGCCGAUCGCCGAUCAACCACCGGCCUUGGCAUGCGCGCUGGGUUCAACCGGAGGGGCUAGACCGUUAUGACAAGUACCGCCGUCGCCUACUACUACAGAUUGGCGCAGCUGUGCCAGGCGAGGACGCACCCUCGCGCGCACAAGAACUACUCGCCGAAUACUUCCGCCAGCCGCUCAAGCCAGUGACGUAGAUUCGGCCAGAAAUCUCCAUACACCCCAUCCAAAACAGCCUCAUACCCAAACAUCAAACUAACCAAAUCAAUUUCGAAUUGAACCAUCCAAACUCUGGCUCCAGUUAACCAAACACCCUCGAAUUCUUCUUCGUUUCCUCUUCAGUCAUAAGUAAACACCAAUUUUCUUGAUUUCCCCACAAAACCCAGCCAAAAAACCCAUACAAGUCGAGAGCAACAAGAGGGAAGCGAUGCAGGGAGACCCAGGCUACGGCUACGGUGGCUACGGCGGCUAUGGCUACGGCUACGGUGGUGGCUACGGCAGCGGCUACGACAUGGCCGCGUACGGCAACGGUGGAGCGUACUACGCCAACGAUCACCGGUACCCCGCGGCGGCACCGCCGGCUCCGGCUGCCUAUGAGGACCCACUCGCCGGUCGGAGGCAGCACGAUUUCCCGGCACCGCUCACCGGGCUGGAGUUUCAGCCGUCGGACACCUGCCCCAAGAACUACGUCAUCUUCGACCAGACCUACGACCGGAGCAGGGUCAUGUACCACCCGUCGCUGGCCAACAACUUCGGCUCCUCGGGCGGCUACGACCAGCACUGCAACAACAACAACGGCGGCUACGACCAGAACUACGUCGGCAAGAGCACCUACUACGGCGGCGGCGACGACGGCGGCGGUGAGUGCUCCAUCCGUCAGAAGGAGGACACGGACGAGAUCGACGCGCUGAUGAGCUCCGGGGACGGCGAGGAGGAGGACGACGUGCUGAGCACGGGCCGCACGCCCGGGUGCCGCGGCGGGGGCUCGCCGGACUCCACGUGCUCCUCCGGGUACGUGGUGAGCGUCAGCCCGACCGGCAACAACGCCACCGGCAACGGCGGAGGCGGCGAGAGGAAGAAGGACAGGAUGAAGAAGAUGAUGAAGACGCUGAAGGGGAUCAUCCCCGGCGGCGACCGGAUGGACACGCCGGCCGUGCUGGACGAGGCCGUGAGGUACCUCAAGUCGCUCAAGGUGGAGGUGAAGAAGCUCGGGGUGCGCGGGUCGAGGAGCUAGCUAGCUAGGUAGCGAUCGAUCGAUCGGUCCAGCUCACAUGCAUGGGCCAUGGCAAUGUGGGCUGAGCAUGGAUGGACGAGCUCAGGUCAUGAUGGAGGCAGCCACAUAAGACGAGGGUUGGUGCUCCUUUUUGCACUGCUGCCAUGAUAUCAUUCUCGUGAAGCUCUCGAGGAUGUCAGUGGAAAGGGCAGGAUAGAGUGGAAGGAUCUCAGUUGCCGCGCGCACGCGUCUGACCUUGCGCUCGAGUUGCGCGCGUGCGUGCGUGCAUCCAUGGAUUGUUGGUUUCUUUUGUAGUAGAAGUUGCUGCUUUUCUCUCCCCCCUUCUCCCCUCCCUCGUAUCUGCUGAUGCGGGCCGGCUGGUGUUGUAACUAUCAUGCUGAUUAUAUACACCGUGUUUUUGUUUGCUUCUCCUCGCCA
Molecule: messenger RNA, 1996 nt
Organism: Lolium perenne
Lineage: Eukaryota; Viridiplantae; Streptophyta; Magnoliopsida; Poales; Poaceae
Product: transcription factor bHLH144
Molecular function (GO): protein dimerization activity
Source: RefSeq, a predicted model, not a curated record